CUCAUCCUUGUCAUUCCUCCCACUUAAUUUUGUGCUUUCUAUCCUACGAUUGACAACAGACGAUAUUUACAAUGAUGCUCACGUCUUCGAAUGCGCUGAGUGCUCUGGCACUCUUCCUUAUCUCGGCCCAGGCCCUUGAAUGGGGUACAUACGCUUGCAUGAAGAGUUCUGGGGACAUGACUAAACUAGGCUCAUCGCCAUACCAAUCUCCCGGCUUGUGCCAGAAUUUGUGUGAGAAAGAGAAGGGUUAUUUCUUUGCCUUGCAAGACGAGGAUUGCUGGUGUGGCAGUCAGCCCCCCGCCUUUGGUAGUAUGGGUGGUUCGUGCGAUACGGUCUGUCCAGGCUAUCCCUACGACAAGUGUGGCGGCGACGGGAGUUACUCGGUUUGGGAAUUGGAGGAGGACUAUUCAAAUCCUAGUCUGGAGUCAAACACCGCGACGAUGACCUCAACGGCAAUGACUUCCUCUUCCGCUUCCUCCUCUUCCCUCUCUUCUUCUUCGCUUUCAUCCGCUGAUCCUGCGGCCGUGACAUCAAGCUCGGCGACGGUGGCCUCAUCGUCUGGCGCCACCCCAUCGGGUACUACUACUACUACACCUGUGGCUCAGGCCGUUCAUACCAAUGCGGCCAGCCGUCCCUCCCGAUUCUUGUUUUUCUAAUCUCAACAGUACGAUGAAGCUAUCGGCCGCAAGUGUGCUGGUUGUUGAAACAUGUACAAUAUGCUUUUCGUCUGCACAUGCGGACCCUAAGAUUCUAUUUCUCUCCUGCUAGACACUUGCCCUCAACAGCCUGCCUGCCCAAUAGCAGAAGCUUAGAACGUCACAUCAUGUCUAACUUUAUAUCUCGC
Messenger RNA from Aspergillus uvarum CBS 121591, 844 nucleotides. RefSeq lists its product as uncharacterized. NCBI's taxonomy places the organism in Eukaryota, Fungi, Ascomycota, Eurotiomycetes, Eurotiales, Aspergillaceae. The transcript has 2 exons. The record is from RefSeq and is a predicted model, not a curated record. The coding region runs from base 72 to 656 and encodes 194 amino acids.